Cucurbita moschata (crookneck pumpkin) is the source of this 1095-nucleotide messenger RNA. RefSeq lists its product as uncharacterized. Bases 235 to 879 code for a protein of 214 amino acids. The transcript has 4 exons. The record is from RefSeq and is a predicted model, not a curated record. Lineage: Eukaryota; Viridiplantae; Streptophyta; Magnoliopsida; Cucurbitales; Cucurbitaceae.
UCCACCUUCAAAUCGGACGGCAGUAGGAAAUUAUUCUCUCACGUCCUUUCCUUCCGCCAGCUCCCAUGUCUGCUACACAGAAACUGCAAUUCCUCCACAGUUCAAAUUGACUGAGGCUGAUAUUUGCAGGGCCAAAUGCCAAUGGCGUCGUAUGACAGCCAUGUGAUGCAAAUUCGCAAGAGCAAUCCUCCAAACUGACCCCCUCCCCUUUCUCCUGGUACAUUAUUGCACUUCAUGCUUUCAGAUUCAACCAUGGCUCAACAGGAAGAUGGAUGGCCAUUAGGCUUGCGGCUUAUGAACACCAGAGUUGGAUUGGCAAGAAAUCAUGAUCUCUCGGCCUCGGUUUCUUUCAAUACUUUGCGCACUCAUUCUCCUAGUUCCUUCACCGACUCUUCCUCAGAUCUUGAUACAGAGUCAACUGGAUCAUUCUACCAUGACAAGAGCAUCACGCUUGGGAGUCUCAUUGGAGUCUCUAGCCUUCUGGAGCUGUCGCGAAGAUCAACCAAAGGAAACAGAGUGGAAAUACUCAAAGACAAAAAGAAGUACAAGUCCAAGCCAUGGUUGUUUUCUUUAUCUUUAUGCAUUAAACUCCGCCCUGAUGCUGUGAGCUUGAGCAGUUCUCCUUCACUUGAACACUCUCUUGAAGCAGAAAGGAGAGCUCAUAACCCGACCAUGUAUGGACCCAAUGAUUACUCGCCUGUUCGUCCUGUUUCUGGAACAAACUCUUUGUUUUCCAGUGAUCAAGUUGCUCCUGUGCAGCCAUUUGCACCGGCGGUCACAGAGGAAAGCAGAAGAUCAAUUGGAGAACUUGCCGAAGAUGGUUACUGUCAAGGAAUUCCUCCACUCUUUUCAUGUCUAUAUUGCCAACUGAUCAAAUAAUUCUUUCUUUCAUUCCUAUAAUAACUUUGAAUGCAUUGUUUCACUACAACUUUUUUCUUCAUGGACAAAUGAUGCAUGUCAAAAGUUAUAUGGUCAUUUCUUUCAUUCUACCAUUUGGGUUGUGGGAGACUUAUCAUAAUCACCAUUGAGCCAUUGUGUUUGGAUCAGACAAAUCAAUGUAUUCUCAGCUGCUACGUUCAGUCUGUUUACUGCCAA